Mustela erminea (ermine) is the source of this 6678-nucleotide messenger RNA. RefSeq names its product zinc finger protein 33A-like. Gene Ontology annotation, biological process: negative regulation of transcription by RNA polymerase II. NCBI's taxonomy places the organism in Eukaryota, Metazoa, Chordata, Mammalia, Carnivora, Mustelidae. Gene Ontology annotation, molecular function: DNA-binding transcription repressor activity, RNA polymerase II-specific. The record is from RefSeq and is a predicted model, not a curated record.
GUGGGAGGCGAUUCCUGCGCUGCUGAAUGUCCGCACUUUUGCCGGGCCAGUCCCUCCCAACGAGAAACCGACAGGUGAGCCCGGAACAGCUGGACAAAGGCCGAGUUUCUAGGGCAGGAGGAUUCUGGAGCUGCUAGGCACGCCAGAUCUUCCAUGGCCCCUUCCCUCUUGUAACCCAGCACAUCUUCAGAGUUGUCUGCAUUUAUCCAAGACAGCGGAAAAUGAACAAGUCCCAGAUUGAACAGGAAUUCCAGGGAUCAGUGUCGUUUAAGGAUGUGACUGUGGGCUUCACCGAGGAAGAGUGGCAGCACCUGGAUUCAGCUCAGAGGUCCCUGUAUAGAGAUGUGAUGCUGGAGAACUACAGUAACCUUGUCUCACUGGGGUAUUGUGUUACCAAACCAGAAGUGAUCUUCAGGCUAGAGCGAGGAGAGGAGCCAUGGAUACUGGAGGAAGAAUUCCCAAGCCAGAGCUUCCCUGAUAUCUGGAAAACUGAUCACAAGAAAGAAAGAAGCCACAAAAACCAGCCUAAACAUGUGUGGGAAGUUGCAUUCAUCAAUAAUAAAACACUAACUAAAGAACAAGGUAAUGUAGUAGAAAAACCACUUAACUUGGACACAAAGUCUUUUCCUUCCAGAAGAACUCUCUGUCAGUGGAACUCAUGUGGAGUGAAUUUCAGCUGUAUUUCAGAAUUGUUUAUCGAUAAGAAAAACUAUUUAGGAAAAAAGACUGAUGAAUUUAAUGCUUGUGGAAAAUUGCUACUCAGUAUUAAACAUGAGAAAACUCAUACUAGAGAGAAAAGUGAAUUUUUUAAAAAUGGGAAAACGUUGAGUCAUGAUGAGGACUCUAUUCAUCCUGAGAAGAUUCAAAUGUUAGAGCAAAAUUUUGAUUAUAAUAUUUAUCAAGAAACCGUCCUUGAAAAGGCAAUAUUUAGUACAUACAAGAGAGAGAUUGCAGAAGGUAAUGAUUGUGAAUGUAAUGAAUAUGGGAGAACCUUCUUUGAUAACUCCUUCUUAAUCCAUCGGAUAAAUCCCUCAGAGGAAAAUCACUGUGGAUUUAGUGGUUGUGGAAAAUCCUUAUGUGUAAAGUCUACCCUUUUGAAACAUCAUGGGGCACAUAUGAAACACUAUGAAUGUAAUCAAAGUGGGAAUAAUUUCAGGAGGAAUUUAUGCCUUUCACAACUUCAGAAACCUCAUAAAGGAGAAAAACACUUUGAAUGUAAUGAAUGUGGGAAAGCGUUUUGGGAGAAAUCCCACCUCACUCGACAUCAGAGGAUACACACGGGAGAGAAACGCUUUCAGUGUAAUGAAUGUGGAAAAACUUUUUGGGAGAAGUCAAACCUCACUAAACAUCAGAGGUCACACACAGGAGAGAAACCCUAUGUGUGCAGUGAAUGCGGGAAAGCCUUCAGCCACAAGUCAGCCCUCACGUUACACCAGAGAACACAUACAGGUGAGAAACCCUAUCAGUGUAAUGCAUGUGGGAAAACUUUUUAUCAGAAGUCAGACCUCACUAAACACCAGAGAACACACACAGGACUGAAACCUUAUGAAUGCUAUGAAUGCGGGAAAUCCUUCUGUAUGAAUUCACACCUUACAGUGCAUCAGAGAACUCAUACAGGUGAAAAACCCUUUGAAUGUCCUGACUGUGGGAAAUCUUUCUGCCAGAAGUCACAUCUUACACAACAUCAGAGAACUCACAUAGGGGAUAAACCCUACGAAUGUAAUGCAUGUGGGAAAACAUUCUACCACAAGUCAGUUCUCACCCGGCAUCAGAUAAUUCAUACAGGGUUGAAACCUUAUGAAUGUUUUGAAUGUGGGAAAACCUUCUGCUUGAAGUCUGAUCUCAUAGUACAUCAGAGAACUCACACAGGGGAGAAGCCUUUUGCAUGUCCUGAAUGUGGGAAAUUCUUCAGCCAUAAGUCUACUCUCUCUCAACAUUAUAGGACACAUACAGGGGAGAAACCCUUUGAAUGUCAUGAGUGUGGGAAAAUCUUCUAUAAUAAAUCAUACCUAACUAAACAUAAUAGAACACACACAGGGGAGAAACCCUAUGAAUGUAAUGAAUGUGGGAAAACCUUCUGUCAGAAGUCUCAGCUCACACAGCACCAGAGAAUUCACAUAGGUGAGAAACCUUAUGAGUGUAAUGAAUGUGGAAAGGCUUUCUGUCAUAAGUCCGCCUUAAUUGUCCACCUGAGAACUCAUACAGAAGAAAAGCCCUAUAAAUGUAAUGAAUGUGGGAAAUCUUUCUGUGUGAAGUCAGGACUUAUUUUACAUCACAGAAAACACACAGGGGAGAAACCCUAUGAAUGUAACGAAUGUGGGAAAUCCUUCAGUCACAAAUCAUCCCUCACAGUACAUCACAGGGCUCACACAGGAGAGAAAUCUUGUCAGUGUAAUGAAUGUGGGAAAAUUUUUUACCGCAAGUCAGACCUUGCUAAACAUCAGAGAUCACACACAGGGGAGAAGCCCUAUGAAUGUAACACAUGUGGAAAAACCUUCUCUCAGAAGUCAAACCUCAUUGUACAUCAGAGAACACACACAGGAGAAAAAUUAACAAUUGAAGUGGAUGUUAGGAGUGUCAAGCUGCACUUCAGCAGCCAUUAUACAAGAAUUCACAUUGGCAGAAGCUCUGUUGACAUCCUGAAUGUUCGGGAACCUUCUUCCACACAAACUGGCCUUAUUUUACUCCAAAGUAGACUGCAACAAAUGCAGGACAGUCUUGUUAAAAUCAAGCAGUUCUACCGAACAUCCCCCAAGUCUGAAGGUCGUAUUCCAGCGCGGUGGCACAGGUAUUUGGGAAACUUGAUGGGCACCCUGCGGCUGGACACGGGAGUCGCUCCUGGCCUUCUGCGCAUGUGCGCUGCGCCGCUCCCGUCUAGUUCGCGUAGGCGGCCGCGGCCUCGCGAGAAAACCGUCCCUGAUGCUUCCGCGGUGAGAGCACGGCCUCAGGUGGUGAGUGAGCAGCCAGUGAGCCCCGGGGGCUUGGGCGUAGGUGACCCUUUAAAUGGGAGGUUCCCCGCGGAGAGGCGAUUGACGGAGGAAGAGGCUUUGGUACUUGAGCUCGGGGUGAGUCCUCCUCCGUCUUCAUGCAUCGAAUGCGAACCAGCACGUCCCAGCGCUUGUUACCGAGCGAAGCUUGGUGUUUUCAUCUCCGACGUGAGGGCUCGGCAGAGGCCUCGCUGUACCCUCAUGGUUAUCCACACCCUUCAGGGCCAGCAGAAGAUGAUCACAUCCCAGGGAUCAUUGUCAUUCAGGGAUGUGACCGUGGGCUUCACUCAGGAGGAGUGGCAGCACCUGGACCCUGCUCAGAGGACCCUGUACAGGGAAGUCAUGCUGGAGAACUAUAGCCACCUUGUCUCAGUGGGGUAUUCCAUCCCUAAACCAGAAGUGAUCCUCAAGUUGGAGCAAGGACAGGAGCCGUGGAUAUUAGAGGAAGAGUUCCUGAGCCAGAACGACCCAGAAUUAAUUAAUAACAGUAGAAACUAUUCAAGAAAGAAGUUCAGUGGGUUUAACAAAGGUAGAAAUUGGCUCCAUAUUGGUAACUAUGAAAGAAUUCAUUCUGAAGAGAUACCUUAUGAAUAUAAUAAAAAUGGGAAUGGCCUCCACCUUAAUGAAGACUUUGUUCACCAUCAGAAAAUUCAAAUUUUGGAACAGCCUUUUGAAUAUAGUGAAUGUAGGAAAGCUUUCCAUGAGAAUGCACUCUUUGUUGUACAUAAGAAAGCUUUCACAGGAAAGAAUACCUGUGAGUACACUGAAUAUGGGAAGAUCUUCAGUGAUAUGUCAUCUCUCAUUGCUUGUCAGAGAACACAUCCAAGAGAGAAUCACUAUGAAUUCAAUGAAUGUGGAGAAAAUUUCUUUGAGGAAUCCAUUCUCUAUAACCAUCAGAGUGUUCAGCCUUUCAGCCAGAAGUCAAACCUCAUUCCAAUUCAGAGAACCCACUCCAUUGACAAUUUACUUGAAUAUAAUGAAUGUGGAACGUUUUUCAGUGAAAAGUUAGUCUUUGGUGUACAGCAGAGAACACACACAGGAGAAAAAACUUAUGAAUGUCAUGAAUGUGGAAAAACCUUCAACCAGAAGUCAGCCCACACAAGACAUCAGAGAACGCACACAGGGGAAAAAUCUUGUGAAUGUCCUGAAUGUGGGAAAACUUUCUACAAGAAUUCAGACCUUAUUAAACACCAGAGAAUUCACACAGGGGAGAAACCUUUUGAAUGUCAGGAAUGUGGGAAAUCCUUCAGUGAAAAGUCUACUCUUACUCAACAUCGGAGAACACACACAGGGGAGAAACCAUAUGAAUGUCAUGAAUGUGGGAAAGCCUUCUCAUUUAAGUCUGUCCUUACUGUACAUCAAAAAACACACACGGGGGAGAAGCCCUAUGAGUGUUAUGAAUGUAGGAAGGCCUUUCUCAGAAAAUCAGACCUCAUUAAACAUCAAAGAACUCACACAGGGGAAAAACCUUACGAAUGUAAUGAAUGUGGAAAAUCCUUCUCUGAGAAGUCAACUCUCACCAAGCAUCUAAGAACUCACACAGGUGAGAAACCCUAUGAAUGUAUUGAAUGUGGAAAAUUUUUUUGCUACUACUCGGGUUUCACAGAACAUCAGAGAAGACACACAGGGGAGAAACCUUUUGGGUGUACUGAAUGUGGGAAAAAUUUCCGUCAGAAGUCAGCCCUAAUUGUCCACCAGAGGACUCACAUAAGACAGAAACCUUAUGAAUGUAAUGAAUGUGGAAAAUCAUUCUGUGUAAAGUCAAAACUCAUUGCACAUCAUAGAACACAUACGGGGGAAAAACCCUAUCAAUGCAAUGUUUGUAGAAAAUCAUUCUAUGUGAAGUCUAAACUUACUGUACAUCAACGAACACAUUUGGGGAGAAACCCUAUAAAUGUAAUAAAUGAGGGAAGUCACUCUGGGUGAAGUUAAGAGUUUAUAGAAAAAACACAAAAGGGGAGAAAAAUCAAUUGAUAUAAUCAUUUUUGAGAACAUCUUUGGUCUAAAGUCAGUUCUAACAAUAUAGCAGAGAACUUACAGAGGGGAGAGAAUGAAUGAUAUGAAGCUAUAGAAUAUAGAAAACUUUUGUGUUGGAAUUUGAACCAUAGAGUAUAUCAGAAAACUCAGUGGAGAAGACCUAUUGGUGAAUGAAUAUAGGGAACCUUUUGCCCAAAGCCACAUCUCACUAAACAUCAAAGAAAACAUCUAAGUUAGAAACCUCUAUCAGCAUUCAUAAGGUAGAGAAGAUUUUACUUCACAGGCUUUAGAAAAUGCACAAAUUGUAGGACACUUUAGGGAAGCAUUUUCUAUGCGGUGAUAUUUUAUUAGGCUUGUGUGAUAUUCUUGAUGUAGCAUCUGGUGGAUGUUGGAAGUUACUAGAGAAAAUGUAUUAAUUAUGUGGAAGCUUUAAGUUAAAAUCUACUCUUAUACAUCAGAUUUUGAAUUGAAGGGUUUCUAGCAAUUUAGGAAGUGAGAACAUUUUCAUUUAGAAAUAGCAUUUUAUUUUUGUUAAGAUACACUUUGACCCAUUGCCAGGUCUGUUCCCUUGUUUAAGGUAUUAGAUGUGACACUGGGUGUGGUGCAUAACAGUGAAUUCUGGUACACUGAAAAGAAAUUAAAAAACAAAACAAAAAAAAAACGUAUUAGAUAUGAAAACACACCACACUGGGACCAGCAGUUGUAAGCACAUAAGAGGUUUACUGCUCAGGCAUAUGCAGGAUGAGAGAAGAUUUUUAGCAAGAGGAUUCAUCAAAAGGACCUUCUGAUGUCCAGGUAAAAGAGAGAGAUUCUGGAUCUCAUGAUACACGUAGGAGGAGCUUGCUAGCAGGAUGUUUUAUUAAUUCUGGGGCAGACUGAUUUUGAGUGGCUCAUUCUGGAAGAGUGAAUCAAAGGGGAAAGGUGAGUUGCUAUGCAGGCAGCUUAGUGACUGUAGAAGUGUGUGUGGAGCAUAGGUGGUUUCUGCCCUGGCAGGUGUCAUCCUGUUGUGAGUGACUUACGGUACCCAACUGUAUUUCUUCUUGUACUUAACACUUUUCAUAUGUGAUGUAACAGUUUCAACAAAGUGAAACAUUUAUAUGUGAAAGUACAUUCUUAAAUAUAGAGCUUUAAAAAAGCACAAGUAGAUAAUACUCUUGGUUAGGUUAUAGUAGCUUGUAGCAGAUCAGUGUACUAACUGAGAACAACUAGAAAAAUUUCACAAAAAGCAUCUAUUUGAAUGCAGCCUAUUGCUGCAGAAGCAGAGGACUAAUUCAGGAGAGGAAUGAAUCGUGGAGAGCACAUGGGCAAAAUGCAGCUGUUUCACCUGGGAGCACUUGCCAGUUCUGGCCACACAGAGGAACCUGAGUACUGAGCAUGGCUCAGGUAAAGGCUGAAACUCUUUGUAGGAGGAUGAAGACCAGAAGCCAGUGGUACUUUUGGCAGUCAAGGCUGGAGUGAAAAAUUCUUAAACAUUAGAGAUCAGACACAUAACCAGUUUUCCAAGAAAUUUUUAGAAGACAGACUCAGCACAGGGCAGGAGGAAAAGAUGCUGAAAGUAGAUUUUUUUUUUUCAGUACUGAGAAAAUAUGAUUAGAAUUUGGGAAUUGCCUGUAGGAUGGGCCCUUUCUGAGCAUAGCAUGCGAUUAGUAAAAGCAAGGUUAUACCAAAGGUAGAUUGUACCUUAUUGCAAGCUGCAAAUGAUACCUGGUAUUAA